Durusdinium trenchii is the source of this 3143-nucleotide messenger RNA. Lineage: Eukaryota; Dinophyceae; Suessiales; Symbiodiniaceae. The record is from the annotation of a GenBank genome assembly.
GUCUAGCUCACACUGGCCGGCAGUGGUGAGCCAUGUAGUCCUCCAUGUGUGCUUGCGCACGCCUGAUGGCUGCUUCAGCGCUGCUGGCCUAAGCUUGCAAAUUGGCGGCAUCCUGCCAUCCAUCAUUCGGACCUGGCAAUGCAACUUUGCAUGGAUUGCUGCAACAAUCUAUGUCUUUUACUGCACCCAUAAUAUGCCCGUGGAGCAAGGGCGAGCUGGAUGUUGAGACUCGGCUUGAGGAGAUAUUUCAGUCGUUUCAGGAGCCUCACGCGGCAGUGAUGAACGCCUCGCACUUGGCCGAUGCCAUGCGGAUUGCCUGGAUGAACCCCACCAACUCAGAGGUCUCCAAGGUCUUGGCGGACCUGGGGCGUCCAGAGAGCUUGACGAUGCUUCUCUUCAAGCAGGUCAUGAAGGAGGAGAUUGCAAAGUGGUCUUCAAGGGAUCAGGUGCAGGAACUUCUUCGUUGCUUCCAAGUUUUCGACCCACGCAACAUCGGCUUUGUGCCGCGUGCGACCCUUGCAGAGAUCAUGGAGCAUGGAGGCAAUCACUUUUCCGAGGAGAUGCUGGAGGACAUGCUGAAGAAUGUGCCACAAACUAGUGAAGGCUAUGACUAUCGGCAGAUCGUUGCCUUCCUUUUGGGUCCCGAGGAGGAGGACACCAUGAGAGGAAAGACACGAGAAGAUGCCGGGUCUAGUGCUUUGGCUCAGGCGCAAGAUGAAACCAUCCUGGGAGAAGCGAAGGAGGAAGAAGUUUUGGAACAUAGCCAGGCCUCUCUCAGGGAAUACUUUGAGAAUGGCUACAAGCAAGGCGGUGUUUUCAACAAUGAAGACUACGAGCAUGACGCGAAAGCCUGGUGCUGGGUCCACACCAGACUGGGCGUGAAGGUUUGGCAGGAUGCCCUUGACCUCACUCUAGCCAGUGGUGCCAGCGAUGUGCAGUGUUUGUUCCACUACACUGCUGAGCUUGGCUUUAGAAACAUCACAGAUCCCAGAAAGGCAGCGGUGGAAGUCUUCGCUUCCUUGAUAACGCAGGGUGAGAAGGCCAACGCCUGGUGGGGGCAAGGAGUGUACUCCGUACAGAAUCCCCCAGAUGAGUGGCCAGAAAUUGAAGCACUUAUCGACAACAACUACCGCAAUAUGCUCAAGAGGGAUAUCCAGCUGAAUGGUCGUGAGGCAGCCAUGGAGGAAUACAGCUCGCGGGUUGCCUUUUGCAUUCCUAUUCUAGUAAAUGCCUCUAUCGCCUAUGAUGUGUCCAAGAGACAAACGCCUGAAAUGGUCGAGCAGGGGAAGCCCCCUGGUGUGAACUUAGCUGGAAAGCUGCUCAACGAAGAUGGCAUGCCACAUCGACAAUGUAUCGUCAUUCGAGUGGAAAGGGAGGAGGCGGUUGCAAACGCCAGUGCAGUGCUGGUAAAAUCGCUCCGCUGCCGUGCUGAAGCUAUCACCAAGAGCCUGGGCUCGGAGCAUUCUGAAGCCCUCAAGGCGUUAAGCCGGCUAGCGACGGUGCUGGCUGCGCGUAGUGACUUCACUGAAGCGGAACCGCUGCAAAGGCGGGUCCUAGAGGCCUACGAAGCGCAGUGCGGCAACGAAGACCUGGAGACCCUCAGAGAGGUGAAGGAUCUCGCAGAGAUGUUGUUGGAUGCAGGGAACCUGGCGGAGGCCGAGAGGUUGUCCAGAAGAGCUUUGGCUGGUCGCGAAACUCAGCUAGGAUCUGAUCAUGAAGAGACCCUUGAUUCGGUGAACAUUCUUGGGUUGGUCUUGUCGCAGCAGGGGACCCCGGAAAAGCUAGGAGAAGCUGAAGUGCUCUACAAAAGGGCUUUGGAAGGUCGUGAGUCGCUUCUCGGGCCAAUGCAUCCUGACACAUUGCAAUCCGUCAGCAACCUUGCGCUCUUGCUGGACAAGCAGGGCAAGCAAGAGGAGGCUGAGCCCCUUUUCUGGAGAGAUUUAAAAGGAUGUGAAGCUCGGCUUGGGGCAACGCAUCCUGACACGCUCAUUUCCGUGAACAAUCUUGCAGGCUUGCUGCAGGAUCAGGGAAAGCUGGCGGAAGCUGAGCUCUGGUUCAGAAGAGCCUUACAAAGACGUGAAGAUCAACUUGGAGCUAUGCACGCUGACACAUUGACCUCACUGAACAACCUAGCGGCGGUACUAAAGGACCAGGGCGACCAGGACAAGCUGAUAGAAGCUGCAGAACUUUACAGGAGAGCUUUAGAAGGCCGUGAAGCUCUGUUUGGACCAGUAAGCCAGGACACCCUAUCAACCGUUUUUAAUCUCGCGAAGCUAUUGGAGGCGAAAGGCUCCCUGGCCGAGGCGGAAGAUCUCUAUGUUAGACACUUGAAGGGCCUGGAGGAGCUAUAUGGGCCCAACGACCAGAAGGUUCAAGUAGCGCGCAGACUCUUGGAGCGCUUCCUAACAAACCACUCCCGCAGUGAGGCGCUGAACGGCGGGACCAGACUUUAAAGCUGAAAUUCCCGAAUCUUGGGUAGACUUACGCGACCCAAAACUGAAUUAAAGCGUAUAAAUGGGCACGGUCUCAACUAUUGCAAUUUUUCCCGUGCAGGGUUCGACCUUAGCAAACCUAAUAUGCUGAUGCACUGUCACGCACAGUCGACAGAUCGGAUCUGGUUAGUUGGCUUAGUCUAGUAAGACCUGUGGUUUUAGUUUUGUUGUAUGGACCUGCUACUUGGGCGCCGUAUUUCAUUGCUUAAAGGCUUUGUAGAUGACGAGUGGGCCAAGCUGUUAAACAUGCAUAAUUACUUUGCUGCCCUUGCUUGUCCAGAACCUGGUGGAUGAUCAUUUACAAGCACGACCUUGUCUUGUUUCCGAUCCUUGCCAUUGCUAGAGGCCAGCAAGUGAUUUCUCCUUACCAAUGGAGAUAUUUGGAUGACUGAUGAUGACCGUUUGCCUUGGAAGAGCCGCCUAAAUGAAGAGCUCAAGCAAAAUUGCUACUUGUUUUGGCUUGCUUCCCAGCAAAGACUCGCUCAAUUUUGGAGAAGGCCGCUCUUUCAUCCUAGAUCCACCGAUGAGUGGAUAGAACUGCUAGCAAAUGCUUUCAAUCAGCCGUGAAUGCAUCCAUCCGAGGCAACUGAAGCUCUUGAAGCUUCCGCACCUACGUGUGUGCUGCCCAACACGGGCUAACCUGCACCUGGC